Macrosiphum euphorbiae (potato aphid) is the source of this 228-nucleotide messenger RNA. The record is from the annotation of a GenBank genome assembly. NCBI's taxonomy places the organism in Eukaryota, Metazoa, Arthropoda, Insecta, Hemiptera, Aphididae.
AUGCAUGCGAAAAUAACAUUACUCCUGCCAUCAACAUCAUGUACGCAUCCUCUAAAGAAUGGAGUAUCAAAUCAUCCAAAUCGAUUGAGUUGUUCAUUUUCAAACAAUGUGGCCAAGUCGGAUAGUGAAUUUGGCAGUCUUGGCAUUGCACUUCUCCAUUUAAAUCGCAUAAUCGAUUCAGCAGUAGACCAUGGAUAUAAUCCUGCUGCUAUCACAUGUCUGUAUUAA